Brenthis ino (lesser marbled fritillary) is the source of this 2010-nucleotide messenger RNA. NCBI's taxonomy places the organism in Eukaryota, Metazoa, Arthropoda, Insecta, Lepidoptera, Nymphalidae. The record is from the annotation of a GenBank genome assembly.
AUGAACCAGCAGCGGGCGAACCGCCCGAACAUGCUCCGUGAAGUGCAGCUCAUGAACAAGUUAAAACAUCCUAAUAUUUUGGGAUUCAUGGGUGUCUGCGUACAUGAGGGUCAAUUACACGCGCUCACAGAGUACAUGGAGGGUGGAUCAUUGGAACAGGUGAUACUAGGGAUACCGCCCGAGCCCCUGCCGCAGCCUCUGAGGAUAUCUCUAGCCGCUGACAUGGCUGAAGGCAUGAUGUACCUGCAUUCGUUGGGAGUCUUCCAUAGAGAUCUUACGGCUAAGAAUGUCUUAUUGAAAAAGAAUGAAUUCGGCGAGUACACAGCUGUCGUAGCAGACUUCGGCUUAGCUGCGAGGAUACCUAGUUCGAUCAAUGGAUAUAGAUUGCCCAGUGUGGGGUCGCCGUGGUGGAUGUCGCCGGAGUGCUUGCGCGGUCGCUGGUACGACCACCGGUCAGACAUCUUCUCGUACGGGAUCAUAUUGUGCCAACUUAUUGCUAGGGUGGACGCGGACCCCGACGUGUUGCCACGGACAGACAAUUUCGGUCUUAAUUAUAUGGCAUUUGUGGAGCUUUGCGAUGAAGACACAGUUCCUGAUUUCCUUCGACUCGCUUUUAAUUGUUGCAUUUACGAGGCCAAAGCGCGGCCGCUAUUCCCGGAGAUAGUGAACAAGCUCGCGGAACUGAAGGAGGGCCUCGACGACGCGUGGGACUGCACGCCGAACACUUCAUACGACAGUGUGUGGUCUGUAUGCAGCGAGGAGGCGGACUCGGGGCCGCGCUCGUGCCCCGGCCUGUCCGCGUGGCGCCGCCCCGCGCGCCUUCGCAGCGAGGGCAGCCCGCAGCCCCACGCCCACACCCACGCCCACACACAUACACACGUGAACGCCCACGCUCGUGACCGAGGAGCGAUCCACCGGCGCUCGCUGUCGGAGCUGGAGUGGGCGUGGCGCGGCGGCGCGCGCGCGGCGCCCCCGCACCGGUCGGCGGGCGCGCUGCCCGCGCUGCCGGCCGCGCCCGCGCCGCCGCCGCGCCUGGCGCGCCUGCUGCGCCUCGCGCACAUCAUGCUGCUGCGCGACACGCACGCCGCGCCCGCGCCCGCCGCGCCGCGCCUGCACGCCUACCGCGGCGUGCACAAGAUCCUCGAGCCGCACCCGCGCUCCGCGUCCGGCGACGCGCCGCCCUCGCCGCCGCCCAGCCCGCCCUCGCCCGCGCACGCGCCGCGCUCGCUGCCGCCCUCGCCGCUGCUGCGCCGCCGCGCCUCCUGCGAAAGCGGCAUCUUCUCCGUCGCCAACGAGGACCUCGCGCCCGCCGGCGCCGGCGCCGUGUGCCCCUGCAGCCUUGGCGGGCUGCCAGCGCUGCUGGUGGUGGCGCCGCGACGACGCCGCCUGCUGCGCCGCCGCGCGCCGCCCGCGCCACCACUCUGCGCGCUCGACGACUCGGCGCUGUCCACGGCCGUGAGCUCGCUGCGCAGCCUGGACGACGCGGCGGACGACGCAGCGUGCCUGUGCGGCGGCGGUGCGGGCGGCGGGGAGGAGGCGCACGUGCUGGCGCGCUGCUGCUGCGGCGCGGGCGGGCUGCGCUGCGGAGCGCUGCACGCGUGGCCGGCGCGCCUGCUGGCCGCCGCCAAGCGCUCGUCCAGCGUGUACACGGACAGCUCGGAGGACGUCGCGUCGCUGGGCUCUGACAGCGUGUGCGACGAGCGCGGGCCGCGCCACGUGCGCGCGCCGCACUCCGCGCAGAUAGCCAAGAUCGUUGAGUACUUCGAGCGCAAGGGCGCCGACUUCAGGGGGCCGCUGCUCAAGUCGCUCCACUUCGGCAAGGAGCGGUGCGAGCGAGAGUACUUCGUGGACGUGAAGCACUGCGGGGCCCCGGCGGGGAGUGCGACGGGGAGCCCGGCGGCGGGCGCGGGGGGCCCGGCCGGGGGAGGAGGCCGCAAGUGUGCGGCGCAGCGGCUGAUGAUCUGCGAGGGUGCGGUCAAGUCGAAGCUGCCGCUGUUUGACAAGAAGUCA